Molecule: messenger RNA, 1422 nt
Organism: Chaetura pelagica (chimney swift)
Lineage: Eukaryota; Metazoa; Chordata; Aves; Apodiformes; Apodidae
Product: bactericidal permeability-increasing protein-like
Exons: 14
Coding region: 1-1422 (473 amino acids)
Biological process (GO): innate immune response; defense response to Gram-negative bacterium; lipopolysaccharide-mediated signaling pathway
Molecular function (GO): lipopolysaccharide binding
Source: RefSeq, a predicted model, not a curated record
AUGGGAACCAUCCGGCCUGGGACCUGCGGGGCCCUGGCGCUGUGCCUGGUCCUCAGCGCGGCCGCCAACCCUGGCUUCGUGGUGAGGAUCACCCAGGCUGGCCUGGACUACGCCCAUCAGCAGGGGAUCACAAUUCUGGAGAAGGAGCUGAUCCAGCUAAAGCUGCCAGACAUCUCGGGUGAUUUGCGCCUUCGGCGACUGGGGAAGGUGAACUAUGAGCUCUCCAGAUUGGACCUUCACAGUUUCCACUUGCCGUACUCGCGGAUUUCCCUGGUCCCCAACGUGGGCUUGCAGGUCUCCAUCUCCAACGCCUUCGCCAGCGUCAAUGGGAACUGGCGGGUGAAGUUUCACUUCAUCCGUGACCAUGGAUCAUUUGACCUGAGGGUGGAGAACAUCUAUAUCAAAAUCAACGUGAGUUUGGGCAGGGAUGCCUCUGGGAAGCCCACAAUUUACACCUCUGACUGCAGCACCCGCGUCUCCAAAGUCUGGGCACACUUUUCCGGCAAGCUUGGAUGGCUUUACAACCUCUUCUAUAGUGCUGUUGGGUCCAGAUUCCAAAAGAUCUUGGAGGGCAAGGUGUGUGAUGCUGUGGAAAGGUCAGUGCGCCGCGAGCUCCAGCCUUACCUCUGGACCCUGCCAGUCACAUCCAAGAUAGAUGACAAGGUUGGGAUUGAUUAUGCCCUGGUGGCACCCCCAACUGCUACUGCCCAGUCCCUGGACGUGGAGUUGAAGGGUGAAUUCUUCUCCCUGGCCCACCGCUCUGCUGUCCCCUUCUCUCCGCUGCCCCUGGCCCUGCCCCCAGACCAUGACCGCAUGGUUUACUUUGGGGCCUCCAGCUACUUCUUCAACACUGCUGGCUUCGUCUACUACGCAGAUGGGCUGCUGGUCUUCGAGAUCACGGACUCAGUGAUCCCAAAGGAUGUUGAGUUCCACUUGACCACCUCCACCUUCUCAGCCUUCAUUCCCCAGCUAGAGGAGAUGUACCCCAACGCCUCCAUGAAGCUCCGGCUGUCCGCGCCCUCCGCCCCGUUCCUCAGCAUCGGGCCGGGGGGCCUCUCGCUCACGCCUGUCGUGGAUAUCCAGGCUUAUGCCAUCCUUCCCGACACCCGCCUGGCUCCUCUCUUCCUCCUCAGCCUGACAGGCAACGUGUCUGCUGUCAUCAACAUGACAUCCAGCCACAUCACUGGGAACCUGACGGUGGGCAGGAUGAAGCUCUCUCUGAAGCAUUCAGAUGUUGGCACUUUCCAGGUCCGAAUGCUGCAGUCCAUAAUGAACAUCUAUGCUUCCAACAUCCUGCUCCCUCGUCUGAAUGGUGAGAACCUGCUGGGGGAUGGGGGUGCUGGAGCAGCUGCUGCCCAGGUUGCUGCCUUUGAGCAGGCCCAGCUUGCCAGUUCAGCCCCUGCUGCCAAGCCCGCCGGGUGA